Messenger RNA from Camelus dromedarius (Arabian camel), 1746 nucleotides. RefSeq names its product RAC-gamma serine/threonine-protein kinase-like. Gene Ontology annotation, cellular component: nucleus; cytoplasm. Gene Ontology annotation, biological process: protein phosphorylation. Gene Ontology annotation, molecular function: protein serine/threonine kinase activity; ATP binding. The transcript has a single exon. The record is from RefSeq and is a predicted model, not a curated record. NCBI's taxonomy places the organism in Eukaryota, Metazoa, Chordata, Mammalia, Artiodactyla, Camelidae. The coding region runs from base 138 to 1565 and encodes 475 amino acids.
GCCGCCGCCGCCGCCGCCUUUGCAGGCUGAUUCCUCACUAGAGAGUGGGAAGGGCAGCAGCAGCAGAGAAUCCAAACCCCAAAGCUGGUAUCACAAAGUACCAUUUCUCCGAGUUGGGGGCUCGGAGGGGACCCAUCAUGAGCGAUGUUACCAUUGUGAAAGAAGGUUGGGUUCAGAAGAGGGGAAAAUACAUAAAAACCUGGAGGCCAAGGUAUUUCCUUUUGAAGACAGAUGGCUCAUUCAUAGGCUAUAAAGAGAAACCCCAACAUGGGGAUUUACCUGAUCCCCUCAACAACUUUUCAGUGGCAAAAUGCCAGUUAAUGAAAACAGAACGACCGAAACCAAACACAUUUAUUAUCAGAUUUCUCCAGGCGACCACUGUUAUAGAGAGAACAUUUCAAGUAGAUACUCCAGAGGAAAGGGAAGAAUGGGCAGAAGCUAUUCAGGCUGUAGCAGACAGACUUCAGAGGCAAGAAGAAGAGAGAGUGAGUUCACAAAAUGAUAAUAUAGGGGAGGAAGAGAUGGGUGCUUCUGCAACUCACCAUAAAAGAAAGACAAUGAAUGAUUUUGACUAUUUGAAACUGCUAGGUAAAGGCACUUUUGGGAGAGUUAUUUUGGUUCUAGAGAAGGCAAGUGGGAAAUACUGUGCUAUGAAGAUUCUGAAGAAAGAAUUUAUAAUUGCCAAGGAUCUAGUGGCACAAACUUUAACUGAAAGCAGAGUAUUAAAGGACAUUAGACAUCCCUUUUUAACAGCCUUGAAAUACUCCUUCCAGACAAAAGACCGUUUGUGUUUUGUGAUGGAAUAUCUUAGUGGGGGAGACCUGUUUUUCCAUUUGUCGAGAGAGCGGGUGUUCUCUGAGGACCACACACAUUUCUAUGGUGCAGAAACUCUCUCUGCCUUUGACUAUCUACAUUCCAGAAAGAUUGUGCACCGUGACCUCAAGUUGGAGAAUUUGAUGCUGGAUAAAGAUGGCCACAUAAAAAUUACAGAUUUUGGAUUUUGCAAAGAAGGGAUCACAGAUGCAGCCACCAUGAGUACAAUCUGUGGUACACCAGAAUACAUGGCACCAGAGGUGUUAAAAGAUAAUGACUAUGGCCGAGCUGUGGAUUGGUGGGGCCUUGGGGUUGUUAUGUAUGAAAUGAUGUGUGGGGAGGUGCCUUUCUACAACGAGGAUCAUGAGAAACUUUUUGACCUAAUUGUAAUGGAAGACGUUAAAUUUCCUCAAACACUCUCUUUAGAUGCAAAAUCAUUGCUUUCAGGGCUCUUGAUAAAGGAUCCAAAUAAACGCCUUGGUGGAGGACCAGAUGAUGGAAAAGAAAUUAUGAGACACAGUUUCUUUUCUGGAGUAAACUGGCAAGAUGUAUAUGAUAAAAAGUUGGUACCUCCUUUUAAACCUCAAGUAACAUCAGAGGCAGACACCAGAUAUUUUGAUGAAGAAUUUACAGCCCAGAAUAUUACAAUAACACCACCUGAAAAAUAUGAUGAGGACGGCAUGGACUGCACAGACAGUGAGAGACAGCCGCAAUUCCCUCAGUUUUCCUACUCUGCAAGUGGCCCUGAAUAGGUCUCUUACUUCUGCUACUUCACCGUCAUCGUAGAGUUAUUACUGAAAAUGAUUCCUGGACAUCACACCAGUCCCAGCUCUUACAGAUAGCAGGAGCACCUUCAGACGCCCCAGACCAGUCCAAGGUCUUCACCCCUCGCUUCCUUUCACUCACACGAGAACAAACAUAUACGCAAACACU